Molecule: messenger RNA, 1308 nt
Organism: Colletotrichum chrysophilum
Lineage: Eukaryota; Fungi; Ascomycota; Sordariomycetes; Glomerellales; Glomerellaceae
Exons: 1
Coding region: 1-1308 (435 amino acids)
Biological process (GO): DNA-templated transcription
Cellular component (GO): nucleus
Molecular function (GO): DNA binding; zinc ion binding
Source: RefSeq, a predicted model, not a curated record
AUGUCGUAUGACCUCGUCGGCAAAUCGGAAGUAGAAGAUCCAAAGGCCUUGAUCGAUCAGUACCGUGAGAAGACGGCACAGUGCCUGCUACUGGGAAGGUACGCCAACGGAGGCCAAUACACCUGGGAAACCAUCUACCAGUAUGUCAUCAUAGAGUUGUCGUCGCGAAGGGAUAUCACGCAGACCAUCGGCAUCCUCCACGGCGUAUCUAUGAAUCUGCUCCUCCAGAUGGGCUACCACAGAGAUCCGUCCCACUUCCCGAGCAUUUCUCCCUUCGCCGGGGAGAUUCGACGCCGAAACUGGGUCAAGUGCUUGGAGGGCGACCUCCAGAUGUCGAUGCGGACAGGCAUACCUCGCAGGAUUAGUGCCGGUCACUGGGAUACAGAGGAGCCGCGGAACCUACACGACGCGGACUUUGACGAAGACACCAAGGAGAUCCCACCCAGCAGGUCAGAAACCGAGGUUACGGCUGUCACUCAACUGAUCGCGAGGAGGCGUAUGCUGGUGGCGGUUGGGGCUGCUGUCGAUCUGUCUUCGUCAAUCAAGCCGCCUGCUUACACCGAAGUACUGGCAGUGGAUCGGCAGGUGAGGGAGGCAGAGGAAAGCCUCCCACCACCACUAAAGAUGAAGCCUUUGCAGGCGUCAGUUACGGAUCCGCCGCUGUUGAUCAUGCACAGGCUGUACUUGGCGCUCAUGUUUCGUAUAGGUGAGGUCAUGAUCCACCGCAACUAUCUCAGCGAAGCAAGCGACAGCUUCAGCUACUCGCGAAAGAAGUGCUUGGACUCUUGUCUCUCUGUUCUGCAGCUACAACACACUCUCAACGAGGAAACCAUGGUCGGAGGCUUGCUGCAUUUUGCGGGAGCCAAGCUGUCGCUUAUUGGGAACCAUGCAUUCCUGACGGCCUGCAUCACCCUCUGCGGCGCGAUGUACAAGGGACUGCAUGCGGCUGGAAACGAAUAUGCCUCGGCUAGGGAAGUGGACAUCAAAACAGCGUUGUGGAACUCCCUCAGCGUUUGGAUGAAGAAUGAGUCUUCGUCUAGAGAGGCUCGCAUUGCGGCCGAGUCCAUCAGGCUUGUACUCAAGAAGAACGGCUGGUUCAGCGAGUUGUUGCCAAGUCCAGAUCUAGGUUCCACCUCAGUCAAUGCUAUGGGUCUUGAUUCUCUGGGCGGAUUCUUUGGGCACGGGAUCGACAUUUUUGGCGAGGCGCCUUUGACGAUGUUCAACAACGAGUGGGACCCAGAGGGGUUUCCCUGGUUCCUGGAUCCGUUGAAUGGUGGGAUGUCACUGAAUGACAGCCAGACCGGAUGA